Molecule: messenger RNA, 2087 nt
Organism: Beta vulgaris subsp. vulgaris (sugar beet)
Lineage: Eukaryota; Viridiplantae; Streptophyta; Magnoliopsida; Caryophyllales; Amaranthaceae
Product: RNA pseudouridine synthase 4, mitochondrial
Biological process (GO): pseudouridine synthesis
Molecular function (GO): RNA binding; pseudouridine synthase activity
Source: RefSeq, a predicted model, not a curated record
UAAAAAAAAAAACGAAAGAUGAUUUGAACCCUCCAAAUAUUCUUUAUUGAAAUUUUGACCUUUGCUUUCUACUAUCCCACCUGAGAAACUCGUAUAAUGGGCAAACCAUUCCUUUUCCGGCAACUUCUGCGUUCUCCGGCAGCCGACACCGUCGCUGCACAAAUUGAAACUUUCUUCAAACAACAAUGUUAUCGCUUCACCUCCGCCGCCGUUAAAGUGGAAGCCCAUGAAUCACCGGAGAAGAACGUCGGUGGAAGUGAGAGAAACAAAGGCAAGUGGGUCACUUUAACGCCGUUUAUUCCUACAGUUAACGCCCCUUCAUUAGGUAGAAGAAUAACCCGGAAUAUUGAAGAAGGAAAUGAGAUUAUCGAAACGACGACGUGUGCUUUGAAAUGGGUUCUUCGUUGUUGUCCCCACCUUCCUCAGUCACUUGUUCAGAAACUCUUUCGUCUUAGACAGGUUAGAAGAGAAUGCAUGGAAGAAGAUGUGGACUGCAGUGCUGAUGCCAAAGAACGCCGACUGAGAAGGGUGGGAGCUAAGGACUUGAUGAAGAAAGGAGAGCGUAUCUUUCUUCCUAUAACUGUUCAGGGAUCACCUGUGAAGAAGCGGGAGUAUAAAUGCAGUGACGAAGAAUUGGACUUCAUCCGUGGCCUUGAGUUGUAUAAGGAUUCUGCCAUUAUUGCCAUUAAUAAACCUCCGAAACUGCCAGUACAGGGUGGCAUUGGGAUCAAAAAAAGUUUAGAUGAGCUGGCUGCAACAUGCCUUAAAUAUGACUUCAAGGAUCCUCCAAGGCUGGUCCACAGACUCGAUAGCGAUAGUAGUGGAGUCUUGGUGAUGGGAAGAACACAAACAAGCGCAACAAUUCUUCACUCAAUUUUUCGCGAGAAAACUAUUGGUAUAUCAGAAGAUCGAGAGAUUGACUGGGGAAAGAAAAUCCUACAGAAGAGAUACUUGGCCCUUGUCUUUGGGGUUCCUAAACAGUCCAAAGGAUUGAUCUCAGUACCACUGGCAAAGGUGGUGCUAAAUGAUGGAAAGUCAGAGAGAAUUACGAUUUCAGAUAGUGCUUCCUCAUCUCAGCAUGCUGUGACAGAGUAUAGAGUCAUUGCGACUUCUGUUUACGGGUAUACAUGGUUAGAGCUAUGCCCAGUCACUGGCAGGAAACACCAGCUUCGAGUGCAUUGUGCUGAGGUGCUACGUACACCGAUUGUAGGAGAUUAUAAAUACGGUUGGCAAGCUCAUCGGCGAUGGGAACCUUUACAACCAAGUCCUAAUGAGCAGUCUGGUGAAACAAAGCUGCAUCCCCUUGGCAUUGGUCCAGAGUGUGGAAGCAUCUCUGAGAAGCAACCCCACCUGCACCUGCACUGUAAACAGAUGGUUUUGCCGAAUAUCUCUACCAUUCUUGAGCAAAUCUCUCUUGAUUCGGAGUACGACUUCUCUAAGUUGGAGAGCCUAAACUUGGUAGCCCCCUUGCCGUCUCACAUGCAGAGGAGUUGGAACCUUUUGAAUUCUCUAGCUCAGCGAAGUUCUUGAUUAUCCUUCUUCAGUGUAUGAUACUCCCUCUAUCUCAAUAUACUUGCUCACUUUUCAUUUAUAGGUGUCAAAUUACUUGAUCUGUUUUCCAUUUGGGAUGUCUCAUAUUACUUGCUCCACCCUUAAGUUUUCCCCUUUUGGUUUCUCCCUAAAUUUGGGUCUCUCACUCACCCACCGGUGCUUUUCUAUCUAUUUUUUCACUCAUUGAAAAUUGGGCCAACCUGCUAUGAAGCAAGUAUUUGGAGACAGAGGGAGUAUUAUAGUCUUUAUUAAUGGUAAGCAAAAGGCAUGUUUUCGGUCUAUACCUUUUUAUUCAGUUUAGGUCAUGAUUUGUAAUGUAGCUUUGGGGUCUGUUUGACAAAAUUAGUUGUUGCGGUAGAUGUUAGUUGUAGCAAUUGUCAGCGGUUGUACUAGCUAUUCGCUGUUAAGGUUUGAUUGUAAAAACUGCUUUUUAAAUUUAGUUAUUAGUUUAGAAAAAUGACAAAAGGAACAAUAAGAUGAUCUUUUAAGAUAUGAAAUCAACUUAUGGGUAACUUCAAAGGGUUUAAUAUUUUAUA